Motacilla alba alba is the source of this 5286-nucleotide messenger RNA. Its product is annotated as 7-alpha-hydroxycholest-4-en-3-one 12-alpha-hydroxylase. The transcript has a single exon. Bases 2144 to 3673 code for a protein of 509 amino acids. NCBI's taxonomy places the organism in Eukaryota, Metazoa, Chordata, Aves, Passeriformes, Motacillidae. Gene Ontology annotation, molecular function: iron ion binding; sterol 12-alpha-hydroxylase activity; heme binding. The record is from RefSeq and is a predicted model, not a curated record.
GUGAGCCCACAGCCCCGUGUAACCAGAUAGUUCAUCCUAGCAACAGCCUUGAGAUGAGGACUUUCCAUACUGGGAUUGGAAAAGUACAUGUGGGAGCUUUUUCUGUUGCAAGAGGAAUUAUUACGAAAGAAUCGUCCUGGAUUUACACAAGUGGAAGAAAUCCAAUUCCCAUCUGGAGUAUGUGAGGCAGGAGCAAAUAAAGGAUCAGAUUUCUCAAUGUUGUGCCUUAAAAAAUGCAAACUAAAACUUGAAAACUUGAGGAUAGAGUCUCCUCCUCCCUGGUGCGGGCUGAGGAAUGGAUUUCCACGCUCAUUCCUCAGGCCAGAAAGACUGCCAAGGGAUGGCUUUGCUUCUCCUGGCUCUUACCAUCUGCCAGAUGAUUUAACCAGGAUAAUCUUGUUUUCUACCAGGUGAUACAACAGGAAGGACUGGACACCUUUAAGCUGAGUUGUUCUCUGUCAUGAUGAGCUGUGCCACACAGACCUGCUGAGCAGGGAACUGUGGCUCUCCAAGGGGCAGAGCCUUGGUUAGACAUCAGUUUGAUCAUCAGCUGAUUUGAGACAGUUUGAGCAGAACAAAGUCCAGACCAGUAACAACCAGUGAGAAAGAGAUAAAAAGGGCGCUCAGCAGAUCAGUGGUGGAGAUAUUUGCCUUCCAAGCUCUUGUUUGACAAGAUUAAAAAGAUCCAUGGGUACCACCUAUAACAUAAAUACUGGCUUUGAAACACAACAGAGUGAGAGCAUGGCCUGAACAGAAGAGCACAGAGAGUGAUGGUCAAUCCUUAUUAUCCAGUGCAGCUUUGAAGUUCAAGGUUCUGAGUUUGCUGACUUUUAUUUGAAGGCAUUAUUCACCCCAAAUGCUCCUGAACCUUAAAUGGUCCCUUCCUAUCCUGAAAAUCUAUUAAGUCUGGAAAUUGCCUAGAAUUCUACAAAUAAAAUUAUUAAUUUAAGAGAAAGCACUCAUCACAUUUAUUUUAUUACUACGUAAGGUUACAGGAGUGAGAAGGGCUUUGAGUUGAUCACUGCUGUUAUUUUUCUUCUCAACAUUGCUACAGUGUUUUUCCAAAAUGGUAAGGUUGGGAGCUUUCCUUAAAAAAACAAAGCCAGAAUAAAUAUUUAGCUGAUGCUAUGAUGUGGCCUUCACUCCUCGGGUCAGGUCACUGGAGGGAACAUGGAAAGGGACAGCAGCUGGGAAGCUAAAAAGAUGAAGAUUGUGAUCCCAGACAGGGAAAGGCUCUUGGGACUGUGGAAAACUUAUGAUGGAAUGCUGUAGGGGAGAGCAAAGGUGAGGAAUAGAGGGGAGUUAAUGUCACUCUCCAUUCUGCAUGAGAAGAGGUCCAAGCACCAGCCAAACCCCAUUUGGAGAGAGGUAACAGGGGAGUUUGAGAAGCAGAAGGGAGAGUGGGUAAAGCAGAAGUGCUGUGGUCCCUAUGGGCACUGCUCCCCAGCCAGGGGCUGGAUGGAGCAUCUGGAUACUCUGGACUCCUCUGGUGCCAAGCAAAUGCAGUGGCUCCAGCUCUCCUCACUCAUGGGGUAGCUCAGCUGCUUUGCUUUGCACUCAGACAGAGCAGUAGCACUUGCACUGUUCAUUGGCAAAGCGGUCCUGGGGCACCAUGUGCUGUGGAGAUCACCAAAAUGUCAGAGAUUUUUCCUUCUCUUGGCUUUUGAGACCAAAUCAGCUCAGCUGAGACCCCCUUCCCUCGGUCCUGUGCUCAUUUCCAGUAGCAUAUCCAACAUCCACUCUUGGCUUCAUUUUUUCAGUGAGUGUCCAUAGCCUGGUCUUAAAGGCAGAAAUCACAGAGUGGGAUUCUCUGGACAUUUUCUUUACAAAAUCUGGGCUCCAUGCAGCCUAGAGAAGGGAAUUUGCCUCAUGCCAAAACCCAUCUCCCUAACAAAGCAUGGAUACUCCAACAGGAUUCCAACAUACCUUAUAAACACAACACACCUUAAAAAAUCUCUGUUCAUCCAGGGACGAGUUCACCUCAAAGCAGAGCACUCCUCAGGGGCAAGGCAAACACUCACAGCCAAUGAGGACCGAGGCUGUCAGCUCUGCAUCUGCAUAUCAGCUGCUGGGUGGGGAUAAAAUGCACAUUCCCAACCCAACCUGCCUCUAGUCUCAGCUCCCAGACGGGCACAGAGCUCUCAUGGUGCUCUGGGUGGCUCUCCUCUGUACCUUGGUGUCAUCGCUGCUCGGUGGGCUCUAUGUCCUGGGUGUGUUUCGGAGACAGAGACCCAAUGAGCCUCCCCUGGACAAAGGUACCAUUCCCUGGCUGGGCUAUCUGCUGGAAUUCAGAAAGGACUGCUCAGAGUUUCUCAAAAGGAUGCAGAGCAAACACGGGGAUGUUUUCACGGUGCUGAUUGGUGGCUAUUACUUCACCUUUGUGAUGGAUCCCUUCUCCUUUGGCACCAUUGUGAAGGAAUCGCGAUCUAAACUGGACUUCAGGACUAAUGCAGCUCAGCUGGUUGUGAAGGUUUUUGGCUACAAGCCCACCGAAGCCACUCCUAACAUAGUUCAUACAUCGAGCACCAAGCACCUGAUGGGAGAUGGCCUCACUGUCCUCAUACAAGCCACCAUGGAGAGCUUUCGGAAGCUGCUGCUUUUCAACCUGAGCUCAGGAGAGAAGAGAGUGUGGCAGGAGGAAAACCUCUUCCACUACUGCUACAACAUUGUCUUCAGAGCUGGGUAUCUGGCUCUGUAUGGCACCGAGCCACCCCGAGGGGCGGGGAACAAGGAAAAAGCUGAAGAGCAGGAUCGCCUCCACUCCAACCAGCUCUUCCAGGAGUUUCGUAAGUACGACCGCCUCUUCCCUCGCCUGGCCUUUGCUCUGCUGCCUCCCAAGGAUAAAAGAGAGGCUGAGCGGCUGAAGAGACACUUCUGGAACGUGCUGUCUGUGAAGAAGGUCUGGCAGAAGGACAAUAUCAGUGGCUGGAUAAGUGAUCAAGAGAAACUUCUGGCAGAAAACGGUGUCCCCGAGUACAUGCGGGAGCGUUUCAUGUUUAUGCUCCUCUGGGCAUCCCAAGGCAACACGGGCCCAACUGCCUUCUGGCUCCUCUUGUAUCUGCUGAAGCAUCCAGAGGCUCUGAAGGCUGUGAGAGAUGAGGUGGAUAAAGUCUCGAGGGAGAGUGGGCAGGAAGUAAAGGCAGGGAGCCCCCCAGUUACUGUCACUAGGGACAUGCUGAACCAGACUCCUCUGCUGGACAGUGCUCUGGAGGAGACCCUGAGGCUAAUGGCAGCCCCAAUGCUGGUCAGAGCUGUCCUCGAGGACACCUCCCUGAGGACAAGCAGUGGGACAGAGUUCACCCUCCGCAGAGGGGACAGGGUGGCUCUGUUCCCACACAUUUCUGUGCAGAUGAACCCAGAAAUCCACGAGGAGCCUCACAAAUUUAAGUACGACCGUUUUGUAAACCCAGAUGGCACCAGGAAAGAUUUCUACAGAAAUGGGAAGAAGCUGAAAUUUGUCAGCAUGCCUUGGGGGGCAGGAGUUUCCACCUGUCCAGGGCGCUUCUUUGCUACUGCUGAAAUGAAAUUGUUUGUGUUCUUGAUGCUGAGUCACUUUGACCUGGAGCUGGUGAAUGAGGAGGAGGAGAUCCCAGCCAUAGACAUCAGCCGCUGGGGAUUCGGGACGAUGCAGCCUGUCCGUGAUGUUCGGUUCAGAUACCGGCCACGCUUCUAACCUGGGGAGUCCUGUGCUGUUGUUUGUCCUGGUGUCACCUCUGGGACAAAUUGUCUGAUCCCGUGGUUAUCAGAUCUGUGCAGUGUCAGCACCGAUAUGAUCUUGUUUGCUUAAUGUUUAUCAUGGCUUUUGUUGUUACCUCCUCCUCGUGUGCUGCUGCUGCUGCGUGUUGUGCUGGUUAUGGGAUAGAGGGUAAUCUGCACAGAGAGACAAAAUGUGUCCUGCCAGGCUACUCCCAGCCCCCUCCCAGGGGCCAUCAGCCCACUGAAAGCCAGGAGGAGCACAGGGUCGGAUUGGCAGGUGGGAACUCAAAUUCAGGGCUUCCAAGGAACGAGGGUUUUGUCCAGGUUCCUCCCAGGGCUGCCCCAGCAGAGCAUCUGGGACCCAUGGUGCCAGAAUGACUCCCAUGGAGAUGUGUCAUCAGGAACAGCUCUCUGGAUCACCACCUGGGAUUAGUGGGAUUGUGUCGAGGCAGGGGAGACAUCCUAUGCUGUGUAGGGGAAGAGCAUUUUGGGGCUGCACAGGACUUUAUAUAAUAGAGUGUUUGGGGGAGGAACCAAAGGGGGGUAAAAGAGAGAUUUAGGUGAUUUAGGGAGCAAAAUUGAGAUGUAAAGGGAUGAAAAGGGUUGGUUGGGUGCAAAUAGGUGACUGACUGAGUCCCUAGACUUGUCUGGUCACACCCUGCACCUGAUAAUUUCUUUUCCACAUGAAGUAUCAUUGGCAGGAUGGCAUCAGCUUGUGGUGAACCCCUGAAAGGUCAGAGAGCAGCAAAUACCCUCUCCAGAGAUAUAAAAAUUUCCUUGGGGAAAUUUUGUCGUGUUUAUGGCUCCCUUCUUAUAUCUGAUGAGGCCUCCAAAGAGAGCAACCUCAGUCUCUUAUGGGCUACAGCCACUGUGAUCUUACAGCCCUCAAAUAUUUUUUUUUUACCUGCUGAAUCAGUGCAGGAUAAAACUUUGCUCUACAAGCUCUGCUUUGCUUUAUCACCCUUCAACAAUUAGGACUCUCACCACUUCCUUACAGAAGUUAAACCCAAGCCUCUCCUGCAUGGAGAACAGUGGAUUGAUUUUAAUGCUGACACUAACCUUGAACUUUGGAGAUUAUUUGUGGUUGAGGAAUGAAACUCAAACAUUUUCACACACGUCCAAACGUCAGAUCCAGAUUCUGCUUUGUCCUGUGAAGGGCAGGGUGAUGUUGUAACUGCAUGUUAAGGGCAAACUAUCCCAGCCUGCCAGACUGGUCAUUAGCCCUGACCUCAUGGUGGUGGUGGGAAUUCAGGCAGAAGCUACCAAGCAGUUGUGGCAGGACCAAAGAAAACCAAAACUACCUGUAAGGCUUGACUGCAACAGCUGAUAUUUCCAUUAACAUUUCCAGCACCUUUUCACUCCUUCCAUGCUCCAUCUACAGCUCUCACCUAUUUUUUUUGUCAUCCAUCUGAAGCCCUUCUCACAUUCUGGUCAAUGCAAGGUCCAAACCAUGCCCAAGACUGCUGCCUUGGGGUAGCCAGGCAGCUCAGAGCCAUCAUCACAUCCUGACCAGGUGAUGUCCUCCUUCCAAAGCUCUAGGAAAAGGAUUUUUCCUGUGGAUGUCCUGCAUGGAAGUGGUUCCCAGCUAGU